Messenger RNA from Symbiodinium pilosum, 933 nucleotides. NCBI's taxonomy places the organism in Eukaryota, Dinophyceae, Suessiales, Symbiodiniaceae. The record is from the annotation of a GenBank genome assembly.
AUGGCAGCUGUUGAGGGCGAGUGGCUCAUCAAGUUGGAGCGCGGCUGGAGUGCGUGGAUGGUUGGAGAACAAAAGUUCCAUGGACCUACAGACCAGCCUUUCCGCUACAUGUUUGGCAAGACAGAGUUUCAGGUCGAGUUUCACAGCGAGACGGAGGGUACCUCCAUGAAUCUGUCCACGGGCAAGGCUCGCCCGCUGUGCUUCGUCCCGAAAGGUCAGGCGCCACCCAUGGAAGAAGAAGGCGAAGAAGUCCAGCAGUCUCAGGCUCCGGCCGCUGACAGCUCAGCAGACAAGCCCAUGCAGGCCACAAAGGCCGAUAGCAAUUUGCCGACAUGCUACUACCUUGCAACCAGUGCCACCCAGUCGUAUGAGGGAGAGUACCAAUGGAUGAUUGAGCUGGAGAAGGGCUGGAGUGCAUGGAUGCCAGGGAACGAGCCCUUCGAUGGCAACACGGAUCAGACUUUGCGUUACACCCUUGGCAGGUAUGACUUCGAAUGCCAUUUCGAGGAUGAGAGCCACGGCACUCAGACUAACUUGACGACUGGCAAAGUGCGCAAGAUCCAACGACUGCGAAAGGGAGAGUCAGCUCCAGCUUGGGAAGGUACAGGUAUCAGAAGGCGGCCGGCGAACGGAACCGGUGCAGCAGAUGUAGGGGUGGCCCCUGCAGAAUCUGCAGCCAUGGCUGCGCAAGCCCAUCGAGCAGUCCGUCGCACUGCUGCUGGGUAUCCUGCAGCUACUGCAGGUGCGCCAGUGAAGAGCGCGCAAAAGUUUGCCCUCCGUACAUCCAAGCCAGCAGCAGCUGCAAGACCACAGGUGUCUGAAGCUGCUCAUAAGGCCACGGCCGCUCCCAGUGCCCCGAGAACCACCGGACCACCCACGACCUCAGGCGGCAACGUCCCUCGCUUCAUGCGGCCACUCAAGUCCAAAGCCUGA